AUGCCGAAAGCUCAGGUUUUUACAUUCUGUCUAACUCUCUUCCUCAUGACUUUGGUCCACACAAUCCCUCUGGAGUCUAAGGAUGCUUGGAAAUCUUUGGAAAACCCAAGGAACAGGGAGUUGUUUUUUCGAACGCUUCAAGCUUAUUUUUCUGGGCGAGGGGUUGACGUUGCGAAGUUCUCCAAAUCUUUCCGAAUGGACAACAGGAGACCAAAUGUAGCAGCCUCCCUUUACCCGAACCACAUCUCCUCUGCCUUCGCAGACUACGAAGGACAGAAAGAUUCCUUUUCCGCAUUCUUGAAAGGAUGA
This is a messenger RNA of Pristis pectinata (smalltooth sawfish), 309 nucleotides long. RefSeq lists its product as uncharacterized. Lineage: Eukaryota; Metazoa; Chordata; Chondrichthyes; Rhinopristiformes; Pristidae. The record is from RefSeq and is a predicted model, not a curated record. The transcript has 2 exons. The coding region runs from base 1 to 309 and encodes 102 amino acids.